Eupeodes corollae is the source of this 2198-nucleotide messenger RNA. It is a transcript of the gene GCS2beta, whose product is annotated as glucosidase 2 subunit beta. Gene Ontology annotation, molecular function: protein binding; calcium ion binding. The record is from RefSeq and is a predicted model, not a curated record. The coding region runs from base 250 to 1860 and encodes 536 amino acids. Gene Ontology annotation, biological process: N-glycan processing. The transcript is spliced from 4 exons. Gene Ontology annotation, cellular component: glucosidase II complex. NCBI's taxonomy places the organism in Eukaryota, Metazoa, Arthropoda, Insecta, Diptera, Syrphidae.
UGAUUCGUGAUACUCUUGUUGAAGUGUUGCGGCGAGGAACUCGGAGAAGGUGACGAUUUUUUAAAGAAAAAUUUAAGUGCGAUUUGUCCAUCAUUCUGAACCGGCUUAAAACUUUAGAUAUCGCUUCUUUUUUUUUUGUUUUUGAAAACCAUUUGCAUGACAAAAACCAUUUACAAGAAACAAGAAAACAAGCAGAUUAAACUUACCGCCGCCGUACAAAGGAAAUUUGUAGUCUUCUUGUGAUAGAAAAUGCAGCGCUCAUUCCACUUUGCGUUCGGCAUUCUUUGUGUUCUUAGUUUAAGCAACAAUUCGGCUUUGGGGACAAUUCCACGUCCUCGAGGUGUUGCCAUAUCCAAAACAAGUCUCUACCCACCCGGCGAGCAUUUCGUGUGUUUAAAUGGACUGAAGACCAUAAACUACCUCCAGAUAAAUGAUGACUUUUGCGACUGCUCCGAUGGCAGCGACGAACCGGGAACGUCAGCUUGUCCAGACGGAAAAUUCCAUUGCACAAACGCUGGCUUCAGGCCGAAGAACAUUCCUAGCUCUCGAGUAAACGAUGGCAUUUGCGAUUGCUGCGACGCCAGCGAUGAGUACGGCAUUCCAGAUAGCAAAUGUGUGAAUACUUGUCUGGAAUUGGGCAAAGAGGAGCGCCAACUUAAGAAAAGCAGGGAGGAACUAGCUAAACGAGGAAUUGCCCUAAAAGCAGAGCUCAGUUCAAAGGGCAAGACAAUGCGAGAUGAACGGGAUGUCAGACUAGCAGAGUUGCAAAAUCGAAAACAAGAAGCCGACAAUAUUCGGAUAGAGAAGGAAAAUAUCAAGAAGAGAGCCGAGGGCGUAGAAAAUGAAGCUCUACAAGUAUACAAAGAAAUCCAGGAAAAUGAGAAGCAGGAGAAGACCCAACAACAUGCAUACGACAAUACAAACGAAGCAACGGACACUUUUAUUAAGUUCGACUCAAACCAAGAUGGAUUUAUUGAAAUUGCUGAAUUGCAGUCAAGAGCCUCAUUUGAUAAGGAUCGUAAUGGAGAGGUAUCUGAAGAAGAAGCUCGUUUAUUCCUCGAUGAAAAGGAUCGCGUCGAUAUAGAUCAUUUUAUAUCCAUUUGCUGGUCCAGAAUCAAGCCAUAUCUCAUGUUGGAUGCCGGACUCUUUAAACCACCACAAUUUGAUGCCGAAGAAGUCGAUGAUCAACAUCAGCAGGAAACCGAUACAGAUCCAUCGUACAUAGAACCCUCUCAUGCCGAUGAGCAUGAAGACGAAGGAGAAGCAGGAUAUGAUCCCGAGGAAGAAGAAGAAGAAGAGGGCGAAGAAACUGGUGAAGGCGCUGCUGAGGAAGUCACAACAUCUGCACCAAAUUAUGACCCCGAAACCCAGAAGAUUAUCGAUGAAGCAAAUGCUGCAAGGAACGAAUUGUCUGAAGCCGAACGUCAGUUGCGUGAAAUCGAACAGGAAAUCAGAGAAAUCGAAGAGCAAAUCAACAAAGACUACGGUGCUUCAGAUGAAUUUGCUUCCCUGGAAGGCCAGUGCUUUGCGUAUGAAGAUCGUGAAUAUGUCUACAAGCUAUGUCCAUUCGAUAGAGCAUCACAACAGCCAAAGAGCGGUGGCUCAGAAACAAGAUUGGGAUCAUGGGAUCGAUGGUCUGGAUCUGAGUAUAAGUACAGUCAUAUGCUCUAUUCUAAUGGAGCCUCAUGCUGGAAUGGUCCACAGAGAUCUGCAGUUAUUCAAUUAGAGUGCGGAUUAGAACACAAGGUGACCGGAGUGUCUGAACCAAAUCGAUGUGAAUAUCAUUAUGUUUUCGAGACUCCAGCUGCCUGCGAAAAUCCUAAUAAUUCCUCUGAUGACGAUAUGCACGAUGAGCUCUAAUACUAAGAAUAUUAAACCCAGUUUUCAUUUCUUAUUUAUUUUAAACAAACAAACAGAAAAGGUCAAGAUGGUUUUGAAAAUCCCACCAUCAUUAAUUUAUCUUUUUAUCUAUCAUUCACAAGAAAACAGUUUUUUAAGAACUAAAUUGAGUUUUACUUUAAGUUUCUUUUCAUUUCAGUUUUUACUUUAUUCGGUUUUCUUCUAUUUUGUAAUCUUUUCAACAAAAAAAAAACAACAAAAAUCCAUUCCUUUGUAUACUUCAAUUAGUUUAUGUAUACUUUGCGUAAUUAGCUCAUUGUAGAAAAAAAAACAAAUAAACUGUAUUUUUCCUUUUUAAA